Messenger RNA from Drosophila kikkawai, 1221 nucleotides. RefSeq names its product Lipase 2 (gene Lip2). Gene Ontology annotation, molecular function: hydrolase activity, acting on ester bonds. The record is from RefSeq and is a predicted model, not a curated record. Lineage: Eukaryota; Metazoa; Arthropoda; Insecta; Diptera; Drosophilidae. Gene Ontology annotation, biological process: lipid metabolic process.
AUGAAUGAGUUAGGCUGGAUCACCGCCGUCCAAGUCGUGCUCAUCGUGUGUGCCACUCCGCCGGAGUCGCGUUUCAAAUGGUCCACGCUGGAUUGGCUGGAUGCCCAGAACGUGAGCCAUGAGGUGCAUAAUGUAACCACUGCGGAUGGCUAUCAGUUGCAGUUACAGCGGCUUCCGCGCCCGGGAGCUCAAUCCGUGCUCCUGGUCCAUGGACUUCUGGGCUCCUCGCUGGGAUGGGUUUGCCUGGGGCCAGAGCGAAGUUUGGCCUUCCAGCUGCACCAACGCGGCUACGAUGUGUGGCUGGCCAAUUUGCGCGGCGUGGCGCCAUACGGAAGGCAGCACAGCGACUUGACCGACGUGAUGCCGGCAUUCUGGCGUUUCAGCUUUCACGAGCAGGGCGCCUACGAUUUGCCGGCCAUAAUUGACCACAUGACGGCGGUCACAGGCGCCGAACAACAGCCAGGAGAAGCAGGCCCAGAUCCAGAUCCAGAGCGGGAGCCGCGACAAGUCCUGCUAAUUGGGCACUCGCAGGCCUUCAAUGCCUUCCUGGUGCUCUGCUCGGUCCAUCCGAGGUUCAACCAACGCAUCCGGCUGAUGCAGGCCCUGGCGCCACUGGCACGACUGCGUCGCAAGGUGCGUUUUGAUUCCAACCAGGUGCGGCAUCUCAUGAAAUUUGUCAAGAAACGUCAAAAGAGCAACCAACUGGAGAUCUUUCCGCCGGGUUAUCUACCCAAAAUAUGCCAAAGUAAGCGGGAUAUCUGCGAAUAUUACACAAAGCAACUGGCAGGCAGUGCCCAGAGCAAUAAAAAGUUGCUCGAAGCCUUUAACUAUGAACACCUCCUGCAAGGCGGUUCCGCCCGGGAGAUACGUCACCUUCAACAGAUCUGGAAGUCGGGUGACUUCAUUUCCUAUGACUUUGGACCCGUUGAGAACCUGCAGAUAUAUCGCGGCGUCGAGGCCAUAAAUUACAACAUUAGCCAAAUCACUGUGCCAAUCAUAUUGUAUUUUGGGGAAACCGAUGCCAUGGCCACUCCCGAAGGAGUCCAUGGUAUUUAUGCCCGGAUGCUCAAAUCGGUGAAGGGUGUAAGGCGCAUUAACUCCCCGAAAUUCAACCAUUUGGAUUUCCUCAUCUCCGGCGAUGUCAAGACCCUGGUCAACGACAAAUUAAUCGAGCAAAUGGAACAAUUUCUGGCGGGCCGAUUGGCCUACGUAAUUGAAUGA